Messenger RNA from Moneuplotes crassus, 495 nucleotides. The record is from the annotation of a GenBank genome assembly. NCBI's taxonomy places the organism in Eukaryota, Ciliophora, Spirotrichea, Euplotida, Euplotidae.
AUGGGUACAGAAGCGUGUCUAAAGAGACUUCACAGAGAAAUUGUAGAUAUUGGAAAAUCUCCCCCAGAUGGAUGCUCAGCUGGCCCUGCUGAUGAGAAGGAUCUAAUGAAAUGGCAAGGCUGCUUGCUUGGACCUGAUGGUACACCGUAUCAAGGUGGUGUGUUCUUUUUGGAUAUAUUUUUCCCCAUAGACUACCCCUUCAAACCCCCUACAGUAACCUUCACCACAAAAAUCUUCCACCCAAACAUCGAUCAUGACGGUAAUAUCUGCCUUGACAUCCUAAAAUCUAACUGGAGUCCCGCUCUCACCACUUCCAAAAUCCUUCUCUCCCUCCGUUCCCUCCUGAACGACCCUAAUCCUACCGACCCCCUCGUGCAGGACAUCGCCGAUCUGUACAUGAACGAUCAUGAAGAAUACGUGAACAGAGCAAGCGAGUUCACACAGAAUUAUGCUGUUGUCCGAGAAUAUUAAUUUUUUGAAAUUUUGAAAUUUUUG